AUGCGUGUUAGUGAUAUCCAGMUUGAUCACUUUUUGUCUUUCUUAACUAGCCCACACGUAGUACAGGAUCUUCCGUUUGGACAACGCCACCUGCAUUUGUCAAAUGGGARGGUCAUCGAGACGCCAAACGUCAUCAGAUCUAUGAUAAAACAGCGAAUAAUUGCACAGUACACACAAUAUUGUGAAGAAACAGAAUUCACACCAUUUAGCCAUUCAACCAUGCACCGCAUUCUGAGAGCAUGUCCAGCUUCUACAAGAAAAUCCUUACAGGGGUUGGACUACAUAGCCGCYGAGGGAUCAACUGCUUUUGAUGACCUGAUAUUAGUCCUAGACAAACUAGCUGAUGCCGGCGUUGAUCAUUACCAAUCAAAACGACUCCAAAAUGCUUUGAAAGAUGGCAAACAGUAUCUGAAAACCGAUUAUAAGGUCCAUGUAACGGAAGACUCAAGAACAUCAGAUCAUUGCCUCGCAUAUGCGCUGAGUGAUUCUAAAGAGAAAGACCAUGUACAAAACUGCGAACACACCCAUGAGGAAUCCUGUCAAUCAUGUGAGAAUUUGAAAGCCACAAUAUCAGCUAUUCACUCACUAAUUAGCACAGCAACCAACAGAGACAACGAAGAUGAUCUGAUGUUCUCCUACCAACAAGCUGCUAAGGCGACAGAGGCGUGGAAAGCCCAUAUACUCAGGUCUGUGCAACGAGACAAAGCAAGACUUGAUGCUCUGGAUCUUUUGGAUGAAAG
Messenger RNA from Exaiptasia diaphana, 740 nucleotides. RefSeq lists its product as uncharacterized. The record is from RefSeq and is a predicted model, not a curated record. The annotation marks the transcript as partial. The transcript is spliced from 2 exons. NCBI's taxonomy places the organism in Eukaryota, Metazoa, Cnidaria, Anthozoa, Actiniaria, Aiptasiidae.